Zalophus californianus (California sea lion) is the source of this 879-nucleotide messenger RNA. RefSeq names its product proline-rich protein 2-like. The record is from RefSeq and is a predicted model, not a curated record. The coding region runs from base 1 to 879 and encodes 292 amino acids. Lineage: Eukaryota; Metazoa; Chordata; Mammalia; Carnivora; Otariidae. The transcript is spliced from 2 exons.
AUGCCUAACACAAGGCUCACAGUCCGCCUUUGCGGAGCCGCCAGAGUUUCCCUCAGUGCGGAGAAGUGUGGUCCCAACUCUCAGGACCGAAGCUGCCCACCACUCGCCGGGCUGCCCCUUCCCGGCGGCAUCAGGACCGAAGCUGCCCACCUCCCCCCCGGGGCCGCACCGCCACCCCCGGCCCCCCCGCCCGGGCCCCGGGCCCCGCACUCACCACCCGGCCGGGCCCCGCGGGAGGAGCGCGCCGAGGCGGGCGCCGGCCGCUGCGGGCUCGGGAUCUGCGCGCGGCGGUCUCGCUGCCCCCCGCCCGCCCCCCCCCCGGAGGUGGCUCCGGCGGCGCCGCAGCUGUUACCCGGAGACCGAGGGGCGGAAAAGCGCGCCCGCUGCCCGCCCCUCCCGCCGCGCCGCUGCCACCGCCGGGAACAAAGGAGACAAAGCCGCGUCGGCCGGGCCGGGCUUCGCUCCUUCCCCCCGCGCCCGCCGGGCCGCCCUCCCCCCGCCCGCCGCCCAGGCCAGGCCGGAAGCAGCCGCGAGAGCCGGGCGCGCGGCCCCGAGCCGCCCGGGACCCCGCAUUCCAGCCCUACGGGCUCCGCACUUGCCGAGGGCGGGGAUUCGACCCCUCCCUGUGGGGGCGCAGGCUGCAAGGCGGCGGUAGCCACGGCAACGCGGGUCGCGGCCAGGCGAGCCGAGGGCGAGGAGCGGAGCCCGGAGCGCGGGCGGCCGGGAGCGCGGGCGGCCCAGCCCCACCCCGCCGGGCCUCACCUGCGCGCGGCGCAGGAACCGGAAUCAGGAGCCCUCCUGGGAGGGGCGGGGUGGGGGGGCGUGCUCCGCACCCACAGGUGUGCAGGUACCGCGCCCGGCCGCUUCCGUCGCCCCUGA